Molecule: messenger RNA, 722 nt
Organism: Cyprinodon tularosa
Lineage: Eukaryota; Metazoa; Chordata; Actinopteri; Cyprinodontiformes; Cyprinodontidae
Gene: gng13b
Product: guanine nucleotide binding protein (G protein), gamma 13b
Exons: 3
Coding region: 395-598 (67 amino acids)
Biological process (GO): phospholipase C-activating G protein-coupled receptor signaling pathway; sensory perception of taste
Cellular component (GO): heterotrimeric G-protein complex
Molecular function (GO): G-protein beta-subunit binding
Source: RefSeq, a predicted model, not a curated record
AUCCCUCCCGGUAGAGAGUCCACAGCAGAGCGAGCACCGAGGCGCACCACUUCUUUAACUUCCCCCCUCACCGCCUCAGCAUCAACAGGAACCUGAAAAACAAGCAGCUGUGGUGCCAGCCUCUUCCAGACACCCUCACAGCUGCUCGCCACCCGUUUCCACUCAGAAUCCUGCGGAUUUUAUCCUUCAUCUGUCUCUCGGCGGACCCCGCGCGCACGCAGAUCAAUUAAGGCGCACGCACGCGAGGGGCGCUCCUUCUGGGCCGGACGGGAAAUUUGAAGCGGCUGUCGGUCGGUCUGCGGUGCUGCAGUGUUCAACUGCAUCUUCACACUUGCAGAGCAGAGCAACAGCGGCGCAUCAGUGAGGUAGAACAACUCCAUAUCAAGCUGCAACCAUGGAUGAGAUGGACCUGCCCCAGAUGAAGAAGGAGGUGGAGAGCCUGAAGUACCAGCUGGCCUUCAAACGAGAGAAAUCCUCCAAAACAGUCACAGAUUUGGUUAAGUGGAUCGAGGACGGUGUACCUGAAGAUCCCUUCCUAAACCCGGAGCUGAUGAAGAACAACCCCUGGGUGGAGAAAGGCAAAUGCAUCCUCCUCUAGGAAGAAGACAUCCGUCUCCCCAGAGCUGCCAGUGUCAACAGUAACCCCUGCAGACGACCCCUGAAGCCGACCUGGACUGUGAGGGCAGAGGCAGAACAGCGCCCAAUGAGCCCUCACCAUGAAU